Messenger RNA from Lycium barbarum (goji berry), 642 nucleotides. RefSeq lists its product as uncharacterized. The record is from RefSeq and is a predicted model, not a curated record. The transcript has a single exon. Lineage: Eukaryota; Viridiplantae; Streptophyta; Magnoliopsida; Solanales; Solanaceae. The coding region runs from base 1 to 642 and encodes 213 amino acids.
AUGAUCACGAAUUUCUUCAAGCCUCAAGCUCCUUCAAAUACUAUUCCUAGCUCUCCUUUGCCAAGUUCUCAUUUUCCAAGUUCUUCGUCGCCUGUCAAUCUUUUCAAUGCAUCGGAUAAUGACAAAGUGUUGGCUGAUUUGGAUCUUAAAUCAGAUCCUGCUGAAAGAAAACAAAUGUCGAAAUUUUCUCCUAAUAUACGUGACCGAGUGAGGAGAUAUUACAUACUAAAGAAACCUUGCCAACCUGAAGAAUUUGAAUUUCCAAGUAGAGAUAUUGGAGGAGAAUUGUGUCGUUUUAAUCCCGAUUGGUUUGACGAUCCAUAUUCUCAAUGGUUAGAAUAUAGUGUUAAAAAAGAUGCAGCAUUUUGCUUAUGUUGUUACUUGUUUAAAAAUGAGUUUGGAGGAUAUGGAAGAAAAGUAAGUGAUGCUUUCACAACGAAAGGUUUUCGAAAUUGGAAUAAAUGUAUAGAAAGGCUUAAAAAGCAUGUGGGAGAAGUGAAUAGUGUUCAUACUCGAUGUUUCAUGAUGAUGCUAGAUUUGAUGAAUCAAGAACAAUCUAUUCUAACUUCAUUUGACAAGCCUUUUGAGAAAUUUAAAGGUGAUUAUCGGGUUCGCUUGAAUGCUUCGGUUGAGACAAUUUAA